CGUUCAGUUUCAGGUGACACGUUUGAUUGGUCCCAGCAUUCCUCGCGAAUAAUCGAGCUAAAGUCGGAGGUGUCACAUGACACCGCUGUUAUGGGUGGUCCCCGGUGGUUCCAUGACACAUUUUGGCUCGAGUGGAUAGUGGCGCUGAGCCAUCAUGGCCUGUAAACAACAACAACAGCGUCAAUCUGAAGUAACCGGAGUCUGAUUUUUGUUGGCUUGUUGUCUCGUAAAUGCUUCGGACAGGACACAUAGACGGACGGGCUCCUACACGAUGCGUCUGAAGUGUGUCUGAUUGAGACGGGACAUCAUUCUCUUGGUUGGGUUGCCAACACGCCAUGUCCUCACAGCUUCCGAACAGAUCAGCCUCCAACAGCCCCACCAAUCUUUUAGGAUCUCCAUUUUCAGUGAUCAGUUCUUCUCUUAGCCCCUCUGUGGUCUCUCCUUCUCUGGGAUUUGGACCUAUCAGCAGUAAUCAGAUCUCUUCUUCAGCCCCAACAUCAGGGAUGCAUUCAGUCAGCAGCUCAGAAGAUAUCAAACCACCAUUUGGUCUGAGGCCCAUGCAGUCCCACAGUCCAGGGAUAAUGCUGUCUCAGAAACGACUGUGUGUGAUCUGUGGUGACCGCUCCUCUGGCAAACACUAUGGAGUUUACAGCUGUGAGGGCUGCAAAGGCUUUUUCAAACGAACUGUGCGCAAGGACUUGAGCUACACCUGCCGGGACAAUAAAGAGUGCCUGGUCGACAAACGCCAGCGCAAUCGCUGCCAGUACUGCCGCUACCAGAAGUGCCUGGCCAUGGGCAUGAAGAGGGAAGUGAUCAGUCAUGUAAAGUGGAUAAAGGAAGAUGGAAAAGAUGAGGGAUGGAUGACGGUCCAGGAGGAACGGCAGAGGAACCGAGAGCGUGAGGGGGAGCUGGAGUUCAGCGUUGGGGUGAACGAUGAGAUGCCCGUGGAAAAGAUCCUGGAGGCUGAGACGGCCGUGGAGCAGAAGACCGAGCUCCACUCUGAUGGAGGAUCAGCAGGAAACUCUCCCCAUGAUGCCGUUUCCAACCUCUGUCAGACUGCAGACAAACAGCUGUUUGCUUUGGUGGAAUGGGCAAAAAGAAUCCCUCAUUUCUCCGAGCUGCCGCUUGAUGAUCAGGUCAUCCUUCUGCGCGCAGGGUGGAAUGAGCUCCUGAUUGCCUCGUUUUCCCAUCGAUCCAUCCCUCUGAAGGACGGCGGUUCUCUGGCAUCCGAGCUACAGCGCGACGGCUCCCACGCUGCUGGAGUUGGAGCCAUUUUUGAUAGGGAGAGUGUGCAGAGUGCAGAAGUCGGCGCCAUUUUUGACAGGGUUCUUACUGAGCUCGUCAACAAAAUGAGAGAUAUGCAAAUGGAUAAAACUGAGCUUGGCUGCCUUCGAGCUAUUGUUCUGUUCAAUCCAGAUGCUAAAGGGCUCUCUAACACAAGUGAGGUGGAGCUCCUUAGAGAAAAGGUCUAUGCAUCAUUGGAAGCUUACUGCAAACAAAAGUAUCCAGAGCAGCAGGGAAGGUUUGCUAAGCUCCUCCUCCGACUGCCAGCACUGCGAUCCAUUGGCUUGAAGUGCUUGGAGCACCUCUUUUUCUUCAAGCUGAUCGGUGACACACCUAUUGACACUUUCCUCAUGGAAAUGCUUGAAGCUCCCCAUCAGUUGUCUUAGAUUGGAAACGCGUUCUGUGGUUCAGAUAGCUGGAGUUUGGGAAGCGUGGGACUGGAGUGGCACUUUAAAUUCUUUCAAGAUUUGUCAAUUUGUCUCACUGCUGUCUGUGUUACACUUCAGUGCAGCACAGAUUUGCUCUUUAGACCAAACCCAAAGCUUGGCAUGUUCUACAAGCUGGUGCUAUAUGUUGUCAUAACUUAAAACAAUAGCUAUGGUAAAACAAAUAUUUUUAGAAAAUGUAAAACCUUUACAUAUUUCUCUCACAAGAGCUAUAAUUUGGGUACUCAUUUUUAUAUGAACUUUUUAGAAACCGAAGCAGUCCGUUUUUUCCUCCCUCUAAAUUCACCCAUUAAACAUUUUUUCUUUUAUUUUUUUAAAUCAAAAAAAUACAAUUGAAUGCAACAUGAAUUAUGAGCAUGCAUUAAAAUUUCACCCUUUUUUUAUUUUUCUUUUUGUUAAUGCUUGAUAAUUUGUAAUUGUUUCAAACAGUCAUGAGGAGCUGUGGCUGAAAGCAAGUUGGAAAAAAAAAGCAAACCCGGGGAAAGAAGACAGGUCGAAACUGUCCUUGUCUGUGUUGACUCAGCUUUAUGUGUCUCCUAUAUAUGGUUAGUGUUUACUCAAUGUUUUAAAAAAAAGAAAAGCAAAAAAAAAGAAACAUCUAAUCACAGUUGAAGCUAAUGAUUAGACUCUACUGCACUCUUGCAGCGCACUAUUUCUAAUUUCCUCAAACGCUCGGCCUCUUGGCGGUCAUCCGUUUGUCCUUUUUGGUGCUAUUUCAGACAUAAUUUGACGUUACUGGUGCAGUCGCAUGCCAGACCACAAAAACAAAACAAAACAAAAAAAUAUGCAAAACUCAGAAUUCCUUUUGUUGAGCUGUGUUUGAAAAUGUAGCAAUAUUAAAUGCCUGUCAGUCAUUCAGGGGUUUAACAAAGUGAACCUUAGCCAGCAAAAAGGGAAUAUGCCAUUUUGUGAUUUAUCUAUACAAUUCUAUGGUACUGUGCAAAAGUAACUGUUCAGGGAAAAUUUACAUUAAAAAAUUUUGAAUUCUGAUCAGGAAAUAUAAAUUGUAUUCUUCUCAAUUGGUGCCCUUUUUUAAUUAUUAUUUUUUUUUAGCUUGUGUCAAGCAGAUUGAUUUUUUUUUUCGGGGUUUGCACUGGAUUUGAUGAGACUUCUGCAGUUUUUCCCCCCUCCCUCCCCAUUUUAAAGCUCAGUUGUAUUUUUUUUUUUUUUUCAACUUUCCCGCUUGUUUUGCAGGUAGUUGUCUUGUUCUUUGCAGUGUCUAAGCAGUAUGUCAAGCAAACCAUAAUUAAGAUGGAAAUCCAUAACCCCUGUGGACGCAGGAAUCCUAAGUAAGACCAAAUGAGUUCUGUACUAUGGCCUCAUAAAACACCAGAUGAGAUGUGUUGCUGAGCUUUUUAUCGACCUUUAUGCUCUUGAACAGUAAGCGACUUGAAGCAUGGGUUGUGUGGACUAAGAAAAAUAAAGAUGCUUGAGCAUU
This is a messenger RNA of Oryzias melastigma (Indian medaka), 3168 nucleotides long. It is a transcript of the gene rxrbb, whose product is annotated as retinoid x receptor, beta b. The transcript has 12 exons. The coding region runs from base 336 to 1670 and encodes 444 amino acids. The record is from RefSeq and is a predicted model, not a curated record. Gene Ontology annotation, cellular component: nucleus; RNA polymerase II transcription regulator complex. NCBI's taxonomy places the organism in Eukaryota, Metazoa, Chordata, Actinopteri, Beloniformes, Adrianichthyidae. Gene Ontology annotation, biological process: anatomical structure development; cell differentiation; positive regulation of transcription by RNA polymerase II. Gene Ontology annotation, molecular function: nuclear steroid receptor activity; retinoic acid-responsive element binding; zinc ion binding.